Messenger RNA from Penicillium daleae, 1425 nucleotides. Its product is annotated as aldehyde dehydrogenase family protein. The coding region runs from base 1 to 1425 and encodes 474 amino acids. The transcript has 7 exons. Lineage: Eukaryota; Fungi; Ascomycota; Eurotiomycetes; Eurotiales; Aspergillaceae. Gene Ontology annotation, molecular function: aldehyde dehydrogenase (NAD+) activity. The record is from RefSeq and is a predicted model, not a curated record.
AUGGAUUUCUCACAGGAUUACGUCCAAAUCAUCAAUGGCAAGAGCGCUCCAACUGAGCAGACCCGGCAUGGUGUGAACCCUGCAAACAAGCAGGCUUUGCCUCCGGUCCCAGUAGCGACGCAACAGGAUCUCGACAACGCAGUUGCUGCUGGAAAGGCCGCAUUUGAGACAUGGUCUCGGACGCCGUUUGAGGAGCGCCAGAAGGCUACCAUUGCGUAUGCUGAUGCGGUGGAGGCGCACUCUGCUGCUUUGGUAGAGCUUCUUACACGAGAACAGGGAAGACCUACAGAGCAGGCUUGGAUGGAGGUCGGCGGUGCGCCGGAAUGGAUCCGUGGACUUGCUAGUAUUGCUCUCCCGGACGAGGUGAUCGAGGACAAUGAGCAAAACACUGUGCUCAAUAGGUAUACGCCGCUUGGUGUUGUCGCGGCCAUUGUUCCUUGGAAUUUCCCCAUCCGACUGGCAGUUGCCAAGAUUGCGCCGGCGGUUUUGACUGGUAACGUUGUCAUCGUAAAGCCUUCGCCUUUCACUCCCUACUGCGGGCUGAAGCUGGUCGAGUUGGCCCAGCAGUUUUUCCCUCCGGGUGUAGUCCAAAGUCUAAGCGGUGAUGAUAAUCUCGGACCGUGGAUGACAAGUCAUCCUGGUAUUGACAAGAUCAAUUUCACGGGCUCGACCGCAACUGGGAAAAAGGUGGUGCAGAGUGCUAGCCAAACGCUGAAACGGGUAACCCUCGAACUCGGCGGCAAUGAUCCCGCUAUUAUCCUCCCAGACGUGAAUGUUGAGAAGGUCGCGGACCAGAUUGCAACCUUCGCGUUCUUGAACACUGGCCAGAUUUGCCUGAAUAUCAAGCGCAUCUACGUCCAUGAGGCGAUUUACGACAAGUUCAAGGAAGCCAUGGUCAAGAGCGUCGAUGGCUACGUCGUUGGAGACGGCUCCCAGCCAACCACCACCCACGGACCGAUCCAGAACGCGAUGCAAUACGCUCGUGUGAAGACCUUUUUCGAUGACAUUGAGGUGCAGGGUUGGAAAGCUGUCGCUGGAGGAAAGAUCGAGGAAUCGGCCGGUUAUUUCAUCCAUCCUACAAUCAUCGAUAACCCGCCGGAAGACUCACGCAUUGUCGUGGAAGAGCCAUUUGGUCCGAUCGUUCCCCUUCUCAAGUGGACCGACGAGAAAGACGUCAUUGAACGAGCCAACAACACGGUCAACGGACUUGGUGCAUCGGUCUGGGGCAAGGACCUCGACAGGGCUGGCAAGAUCGCGAAGCAACUACAGGCAGGGACCGUAUGGGUCAACACGCAUUUCGAAUUAUCGCCGCUGGCUCCCUUUGGAGGACACAAGCAGAGCGGUCUUGGGUCAGAAUGGGGUGUCGAUGGGAUGAAGGCUCACUGCAACGCGCAGGUCCUUUUCUUUAAGAAGACCGCGGCGUAG